GCCGCCGCCGCCGCCCUCCCGGCCGCUCGGCUCCCGCCCCUCCUGCGCGGCGCUCCGGGACCAUGGCCGACCCUCGCGUGCGGCAGAUCAAGAUCAAGACCGGCGUGGUGAAGCGAUUGGUCAAAGAAAAAGUGAUGUAUGAAAAAGAAGCAAAACAACAAGAAGAAAAGAUUGAAAAAAUGAGAGCUGAAGAUGGUGAAAAUUAUGCCAUUAAAAAGCAGGCGGAGAUCCUGCAGGAGUCCCGCAUGAUGAUCCCGGAUUGCCAGCGCAGGCUGGAAGCCGCCUACGCCGACCUUCAGCAGAUACUAGAAAGUGAAAAAGACUUGGAAGAAGCCGAGGAAUACAAGGAGGCCCGGCUAGUCCUGGACUCGGUGAAGCUGGAAGCCUGAAACCUGUCUGCGCAGGCUGCUUUUCGCGCUAAAGCCUGGGGCCCACUCUGCAGUUCGUUACUGACCACUGCUCUGUUCAGUGUGGUUGUUCUUAUGCAGUUACAUUUAUUUUUCUUUGCCUAAUUUAGUGCAUCAAUGAGUUUAUCUAAUAAGCUUGUUUAUUUCAGAUUUUAUAAAUAUUUUAAUUAACCUGUUAUCAUUCAAUUGCAUAGACAUUUUUGACAAAAAUAAAAUCUGUUAGAUUCUGUUUGAAGUCUAGCUAUUUUCCUUCAGAAACAUGAAUUGAGUUAAAAUAGGAUAAUACCACCACCCCCCCUAUUAUUUUAUUUUAUUUUUUUUUUAGUAAAAAUCUAAAUCGUGCAGCUGGCACUGUGGCUCACUAGGUUAAAGCCUUGGCCUGCAGUACCAGCAUCCCAUGUGGGCGCCGGUUCAAGUCCCUGCUGUUCCACUUCCAAUCCAGCUCCCUGCUGAUGCACCUGGGAAAGCAGUAGAAGAUGGCCCAAGUGCUUGGGCCCCUGCACCCACGUGGGAGACCCAAAAGAAGCUCCGGGCUCCUGGCUUGGGCCUGGCCCAGUCCUAGCUCUUGUGGCCAUUUGGUGGGUGAACCAGUGAGUGGAAGAUCUCUCUGUAAUUCUGCCUUUCAAAUAAAUAAAUAUUCAAAAAAUUAAA
Lepus europaeus (European hare) is the source of this 1058-nucleotide messenger RNA. It is a transcript of the gene TBCA, whose product is annotated as tubulin folding cofactor A. Gene Ontology annotation, cellular component: cytosol; microtubule cytoskeleton. NCBI's taxonomy places the organism in Eukaryota, Metazoa, Chordata, Mammalia, Lagomorpha, Leporidae. The record is from RefSeq and is a predicted model, not a curated record. Gene Ontology annotation, molecular function: beta-tubulin binding. Gene Ontology annotation, biological process: post-chaperonin tubulin folding pathway; tubulin complex assembly. The transcript is spliced from 4 exons. Bases 63 to 389 code for a protein of 108 amino acids.